Messenger RNA from Monascus purpureus, 378 nucleotides. The record is from the annotation of a GenBank genome assembly. NCBI's taxonomy places the organism in Eukaryota, Fungi, Ascomycota, Eurotiomycetes, Eurotiales, Aspergillaceae.
AUGAAACGGAAAGUAUCUAGCGAGGCCAUCGACACGCAGCGUGGACACCGUCAGCCACAGGUUUCAUGCAACUCUUGUCGGAAGAAGAAGCUCAAAUGCGACCGUCAACAGCCAUGCUCCAACUGCGAAGUCCGCGGAUUAUCAUGCAGCGGGUCGCAGAGCGUGAAGCUGCAUCACAGAGUCGAGAAAUCAGCGGACAGUAUGAUCCUGGAGAGACUGAGAAACCUCGAAGAGGCAGUCUUUGGCAAUAAUUACCGAAGGAGUCGCAUUACAAUGAAUGCAACGCCGGAGAGCGAGUACUACCAGGCGGCCAAGUUCCUUGACUCAACAUACACAAUGGAUAAUUUCGGCGUGAGGGGAAGUCUCCAUUGUGUCUGA